This is a messenger RNA of Spinacia oleracea (spinach), 525 nucleotides long. RefSeq lists its product as uncharacterized. The record is from RefSeq and is a predicted model, not a curated record. Bases 1 to 525 code for a protein of 174 amino acids. Lineage: Eukaryota; Viridiplantae; Streptophyta; Magnoliopsida; Caryophyllales; Amaranthaceae. The transcript has 2 exons.
AUGCCAAUCCCUAAUGGGCUGUCUUGGUCUUUGAAGAAGAUUUGGCAGCAAAGGGAGACUCUGAGUAGCUCUGGUGAUUUGCAGCAGUUUGUAACUGCAGGAAGAUUUAAGAUUAAGAGAAUGUAUAAUCAUUUGAGACAACAAGGGGAGUCUGAUAGACUUGCAACUAAGGAAAGGCUGAGAAGAUGGAAUGUUAUAGCUGAUAGUGUGUGUUGCCUUUGUCACAGCACAGAUGAAAGUAGGGAUCACCUUUUCUUUGCCUGCAGUUUUGUAGCUGAUAUUUGGAAUCAGGUUCUGCAGAGAAGUGGCAUUCAUAGAACUGUUGGAGCUUGGAAUGAUGAAGUGCAGUGGGUGCAGAAAGCAAGCAGGAGUACUAGAAGUAAUGCUAGAAUGUGUAAUAGUUUGUUUUGUGAAACUGUGUAUUCUAUCUGGCUAGCUAGGAACUCUAAAGUGUUUUCUAACCAGUUAGACAGUAGCUUAAGUAUUGUAAACAGAAUUCUGUUUAGGGUAGCUUGUAAUAGCUAG